Molecule: messenger RNA, 1115 nt
Organism: Argentina anserina (silverweed cinquefoil)
Lineage: Eukaryota; Viridiplantae; Streptophyta; Magnoliopsida; Rosales; Rosaceae
Exons: 4
Coding region: 62-841 (259 amino acids)
Cellular component (GO): chloroplast
Source: RefSeq, a predicted model, not a curated record
AAGAAGCAUUUUGAUUGAUCAAGUUUGCAGCUUUUGCUCAGCUCUGAGCUGAAGAAUAAGAAUGGCGACCACGAAUCUCCGAUGCCCGCAACUAGCGGCGCCGAUUCCGCUGGGCCGGGCCAGGAGGAGGCCCAGAAGCAGCGGUUUCAGAGUCCCAGUCCCAACCGGGGCGCGCCAGGUGUCGAAAAUCCAGGCCUUUCAGCGCAGCGACAUCGACGGCUUCGCCAAGCGGAUAGCCUCCGGCGAGGCCUGGCAGGACGCGUGGCGGUCGGCCAACGACGGAUUCGAAGGGUUCUUGUUUGAGGCCAAGAAAACCGCCGAGCGGCUGGACCGGCAGUACUCGAUUUCGCGCCGGGUCGACUCGCUCGCUCAGUCCGCCGUGAUUCGCGCGCGCGAAAUUGAUAGGGAGCUGGAUAUUGGGACCCGCUGGCGCGCUUUUUCCAUGGAUUUCUCUAGAAACUUUCCUAGGUAUAGGAAGCAGCUUAGUGAUUUCUUGGACACCCCUGUUGGGAGAAGUUUUGCGACGGUAUUCUUCUUGUGGCUUGCAUUGUCUGGUUGGCUUUUCCGGGUUCUGAUAUUCGCUACAUGGUUUCUGCCAGUUGCUGCUCCUCUUGUCAUUGGAGCUGUUGCCAAUAAUCUUGUUAUUAAGGGUGCUUGUCCUGCUUGCAAGAGGCAAUUUGUUGGUUACAAGAACCAAAUAAUUCGAUGUCAAGGCUGCGGAAACACGGUGUGGCAGCCAAAGAAAGGAGGAGGGCCGGACUUCUUUAACAGAGAUAGGGGAGGCUCUUCUUCGGCAAAGAAAGAGCCAGAGAUUAUUGAUGUUGAGUUUGAGGAGAAAUGAACAGAUAUUCUAAGUCAUGGAGGAUCACCUUACGGUAGUUUCUUACAUUACAUACAGAGAUCAAUGAUAACUAAUGCAAGGUUUUUGCUUUUCACAUCUUCACUAUCAAGUCUUGGUCUUAGUUUUCAACUUGGUGUAUAUUAUGCCUUCUGAAUUUUUGAAGUGCUUGUAAGACUUGUUCAACUAUCAAUUUGUAUAUCUUUUCUCUAGUUAGAUGGUUGAGAAACGAAAUGUAUGGUCUUUCUUCAGAUAUAGAACAUUUAUUAUAUUAAUA